AUGGCCAACGCAAAAUCAACACCAUCCGACGCCCCCCGCGCCCCCAAAAACGACUUUGGGACGAAUCUCUGGGUUCGCCAGGAAUCCGUCGAGCAUCGGCACCCAACAGCCGGCCGCGGACUCUUCGCCGGCCUCCAAGACACGAAGAAGUACAAUGUUGACAGCGGGUGGGCGAAGCGGAACGCCGAUGCCUCGACGGGGUUUGGGGGGUGGUUGUGGAAUAAGGUCUUUGGCGGGAACUACAAGCCUUACGAAUAA
This is a messenger RNA of Aspergillus mulundensis, 258 nucleotides long. RefSeq lists its product as uncharacterized. The transcript is spliced from 3 exons. Bases 1 to 258 code for a protein of 85 amino acids. The record is from RefSeq and is a predicted model, not a curated record. NCBI's taxonomy places the organism in Eukaryota, Fungi, Ascomycota, Eurotiomycetes, Eurotiales, Aspergillaceae.